Molecule: messenger RNA, 13418 nt
Organism: Dryobates pubescens (Downy woodpecker)
Lineage: Eukaryota; Metazoa; Chordata; Aves; Piciformes; Picidae
Gene: CEP350
Product: centrosomal protein 350
Exons: 39
Coding region: 172-9690 (3172 amino acids)
Biological process (GO): microtubule anchoring
Cellular component (GO): centrosome
Molecular function (GO): microtubule binding
Source: RefSeq, a predicted model, not a curated record
AAUGGCGGCGGGCUAACGCCGCUGAGAGGACUGCUCGCCGGCGGGCAACGGGGCUGAUCUCGGGGCGCUGCCGACUCCCGCCGUCCUUCUCUCCGCUUCUGCGGGAUGUGCCAGGACGUAUCCUCGGGGCGGUGGGCGUCGAUCGCCGCCGCGACCAGAUAAAUUGCCACAAUGUGGGGCAAGAAGUCACACGAGGUGCCUCUGCAAAACCCGAGGCAUAACCAAAACAAGGAUUCUACCAUAGUUCUAACUGCAACAUGGGCUACUUUUUCUCAGACUAAGGCUGCUCUACGGCAUGUAGAGAACAAAUUGGAACUAGCUCCCACCUGCACGGCUAUAUUCAAUUCUGUCAUGGAUGCCAAGAAGCCCUCUGCUAGUGCUAGCAGGAAAAUCAGCAUAAAGGCUUCCCGGUCUUCCAGCCAAAAUAAAUCAAGCAAGGAGAAGUCCUCACGCAGCCCUCUUCGAGCCACCACUCUUGAAAGCAAUGUGAAAAAAACCAGCCGUGUGGAAUUUCACGAGUCAUUCGUUUCGUACAGGGAUACAUAUAAUCCUCUGUCUUAUCACGGUUCUAACCAACUUGAGGCCAAGCCACUGCUUUCGAGUUUGGACUUGAGCAAAGCAAAAGGGAAGGCUGAACUAACAGGCUGUAUGAUACAUGACCAAGAUGAGCAGGAUCUACAUGGCAGAGACCUUGAAAGCCAAAGUGCUGCUGCAGAUGAGACUGUUGUUAGGUAUUUGAAUGACCGACCGGCAAUUGCUGCCUUGCAGAACAAUGAGGCAUUUCGUAGGGUUGCAAGAGCUCCAAGACUGGAAGAGGGAAAAAACAGUGGCUCCAGAGGAGAUGAAAGUAGCACUAAAGCUCCUCAGAUUAACACAUCUGAGGACAAUGACCUGAAAGUGUGUCCCCCUUCUGCCAGGACUGCUUCGAAUGCUCAUAGGUUGAAACUCUUGAAAACACAGCAGCAUGACGUCAAGUUGGAGAAGCUGAAGGAACGGAUUCGAAAGCAAUGGGAGCAUUCCAAAGGCCUAGGUGGCAGAGGGCAGCACUCAGGAUAUGCUGAGCAACCUGUUGUGGUCACAAAUGUGGAGAGUGCUGUGACACCCAAAGUCAGGAAGGUGGCAGCUGUGUCUGCUGCUCCAUCAUACAGAGGUUUCAAUCCUGUUGAAACAAAGAUUCGUGCUCCAGAGGGAAAAAUCUGGCAUGGGGAAGGAUUUCCCCGUAGUCGGGAGCGGUACAGAGAUAUAGCUCUCCAGUUAACAGAUGAUUCAACGGUGAAAGGAAAACCUAUUGAGAAAAACAAAGAGAAAAAAGCAACCAGACCAGUGCGGAAAGUGCAAAACCUGACACGGUUGUCAAGUCCCGAGGCCAAACAAGGUGGAAACUAUGCAAGUACAGCCUCCUGGCGGGAGGGACAAAAGCUGGCCAAAAAGAUUCUGGGUCCAGCUCAAAGAAUAGAACAAGAGAGAAGAGCUGUGUCUAGUGACAGAACAGGACGAGACCGUGCUCCCAAGUUUGGCCGUAUGGGAAGGACAGGUUCAGAUUCGAGACUGGAAGUUGCCCGUAAAAUCUCAACAAGUUCUGACAGGUCAAGGAGUAAAGUACAACCUGGGAAUAAACUGAAGAAAGUGGAAGCUACUUUUCCAGAUGACAACCAAGCAAACCGUGCCCCCGUAAAUAAGGACUUCCUGCCUGUGGAGAUACGUGGAAUUCUUGAUGACUUGCAGUUGGAUUCCAUGAGUACAAAGAAAGAGAAAGAUGUGGAAAAGCAGAAUCGGAAACCUGUUCUGCCCACUCGAAAUGCCAGGAGCCACAGUCCAACCAAAAGGAAACCAGACAAGAUUGCUGCCACUGAGGAGCCUCAAGUGAUCAGUAAGAAACGUCACUAUGAUACAGAUGAGGUUCGUCAGUUCAUGAUCAGGCAGCAAGAGGAGAGAAAGAAGAAGCAGAAUGAAGAGAAGAAAGCACAAAAGGAAGCAACGGAACAGAAGAACAAAAGACUCCAGGAGCUCUACAGAAAGCAAAAGGAGGCUUUUACCAGAAUGAAGAAUGUGCCUCCUCCUCAGCCUUUAGCAGCCAAACGGUUACAGGAAACCUAUUCUAAAUUACUGCUGGAGCGUACUGUUUUAGAAGAGCCACCUCAGCUGCCUACAGUGCAGGAAGCACAGCCCAAACCUGGUUAUCAGCCAUCCGGGGAAUCAGACAAAGAAAAUAAAGCUCAAGAGCGUCCUCCCAGUGCAUCUUCAAGUAGUGACAUGUCGCUUACAGAACCACAGCAAUCACUACUGAGGAAUGAUUUGAUGGAGCCUCCAUGGGUACAGCCAGACAGAUUGAGCCCCAGAGUCCAGCUUUCUCAACAGCAAGUUCCCAUGGGCUCGAGUGGAGGCCCUUGCUCCCAACACUGGAGCCUGGAGCAGAUGGACCUUUUGUCGAAGGAAUGUGACAUGAUGUUGGCAGGCAGGAGGUGCCAUACUGCACCAGAGGGAUCACGAACCGUGAUGCCUCAGCCAUACAUGAAUUCAGCUGCACAGCAGAAUCUCUUGGUAAAACCUACUGCUAACCAGUAUAAGAGCAAAAUGGAUCGGAUUGAAGCUUUGAAGGCUACAGCUGCUUCCCUUACUAACAGGAUUGAAAAUGAAACCAAGAAGUUCACAGGAGCUGGUAACAAUUACGGUGCCAUGUGGAACUCAGACCGUGAAUUUAUGCAAGAAAAGCAGGGUGAUGGGCGGUGGGCAAAGGCUGUGAGUCCUCCUGUGAAAGAGGAGAAUGAAGAUGCUUUUUCAGCCAGAAUUCAGAAGAUGUUGGAUGCCUGUGUGUCUCAUACAGCCUUCGGUGACAGCCUUCCUGGGGUAGGCAACCUUAGUGAGUUUAAAAAGCUCCCUGACACCAUCAGGCCCCAUACUGCUGCAGUCAGCCUUGGAAUGAGAUCCUCUGGUGCUAACAGGCAUGAGGAGAUACUAGGACAUAUAUCUAAGAGACAGAGUGACUCCCCAGGGCAUGAAAGCCAGGCUUACACUCCUACCAAAGCUGUAGUUCUUCCUGAGUGCAGCAUUGAAUAUAGCAGUGAAGAGCCGCUCCUGAGUGACGAAAGCUUGUAUGAGGUGGGAGGAGGCCAGCAUAAACCAUUGCAAUUCGGGACAGUGGACACAUUAAAAGAGAAGUAUUUCUGCGUUCGGGAGGGAAAUGCUUUUGAGCCCAUCAAGGAGUUUCAGAAAGAAGCUGAGAAGUAUUUGCCACUUUCCACUCAGACAAGUGGCAUGAACAGCAAAGGGCCCUGGGAAGAACUAGAGAAGGGAAGUCCCCACAGCGUCAUCAACAUCUACACAAGGAGUUACCGGCAUCAUGGAAAAGUGUUUGAUGAAAAGCCCAGUGGAGACUCUACCCUUAUGCGCCCUUUGCUUCCUGCCAUGAGCCCUCCAGAGAGUGUGGUUUCUUACGAAGAUGAUUUUUCCUCAUCACUGGGAAGUAGCACUCUAAUAGACAAAAAGAUUUCAUGUGACCUCAGUGUUGCUGGAAGCAGUAAUUCAAGCAUUCAGGAAGAGGUUCCGAUUAGGAAGUCUCCCUAUGAACCUCCAUCUGCAGAGCUUGCUUCUCAGCAUUCCUCUGGACCACAGUCUUCAACAUCUUCUCGCUCCUCUGGUUCCUCUAAGAAGAGAGGAAAAAAGGAACGGGUGGAGUCUUUCAGUGGAAGUUCUCACCCCUUUUCUGUGGAAGAAGGAAAAGUGCUAUCUGAAUUAGAGCGGGGAUCCCAGCAGGCAAAGAAGUCCUUAUCAGGUAGCAGAAUUUCUAGUAAAUCCCAUGAGCAGAACACAGAUACAGACAGCACUCUGGAAAACUUGUCUGGACACUCCCUAAUGAGUUUCUCAGACAAGAGCAGGCCCCAGAAGACACAGACUUCUUCCCUACCUCCUGGUUCCCAAAAAAUCUUGCAGUUUGAUUCUGUGGCCAAUACAGGAGAAAGGGUCAAGUCACCUGCUGGCUUCUCUGGAAACACAACAUCAGGGAUGAAGCCUAAUGCAGCCUUCCAUGACUUGAGCAUGGGAACUGGCAGGACUGAAGCAGGCGCAGCCUCAGCAAGCGGAUGCAUGCACUUCUCUCCUGCUGGUCUUCAGCAAUGUUUGUCAGCACAGUUGAACUACCUCAGUGCUAUUGAGGAGUCUGUGAGACAGCUUUCGGAUGUAGAACGAAUACGAGGCAUAGCACUUGCCCAACAAGAGACUGUUUCUUUGGCUCAGAUUCUAAAGGCACAGCAGCAGCGCCAUGAACGAGAAUUAGCUCUUCUGAAAAUCAAAGCUGAGCAAGAAGCUUUAGAAAGUCAGAGACAACUGGACGAGGCAAGGCAGAAGGCAGCUCAGGUCCACACAGAGUCAGUGCAGCACCGGGUCCAGGCACGGCAGGAGGCUGUACAAGAGACCUCGUGUAAGGCUGCAGCUAAGCAGGCAGAAACUGUGCAUCUCACUACAGAUGCAGCUCACUGUGAGAUACCGGAGUUAGUACGAACCCAGAUCUCAGAUACUGUCAGUGCUCCAGCUGCUCCAGUCACCUCCUUGCUUGACCAACAGCGGCAGCUCCACUUAGAGUUCCUGAAGCAACUGAGAGCUCAAAAUGAUGCAAACAGGAAAUGUGAGUCUGCUGCCGUGUCAAAAGCUAAAGAGGAGACAAGUGACUCAAAACAGACAUACUCAGCAAUAUUUGAUAGCUAUUCAGAGACCUCAAGAAAAAAGGUUCAUGACCAGAGCAGUACCAGCAGCCGCCAAGAGAGUCCUUCAGCUCCAUCUUCUAAGGAGAACGAGAAGAAGCUUUCCCGUCAUGAGAAGCUAACUAGCAGUAUUGAAGAACAGGCUCAGACUGCUGUGGAUGAUUCCUUGCCAAGUGAUAGUAUUUUAUCACUGCCAGAUGAAAAAGAUUCCGCUUCUGUUGCAACAGGGUAUUCCCUGAAAUUUGAUGAGUCCAUGACAGAGGAUGAGAUUGAGGAAAAGUCUUUCCGGUCUUUGCUGCCUUCCGAGAGCCAUCGCAGAAAUAACUUGGAGAAGAAACGUGGUAACCGCGAUGAUUCUGAUGAGGACGUCUCGACAGGAAAAACAGCUCUGUCAUCUAUCAAGGAACUGAGCAUGCCAUUCUCAGGAGGUCAGGAUAGUUUCUCUAAGUUUACCAUGGAGAUGGUGAGACAAUACAUGAAAGAGGAGGAAGUGCGAGCAGCUCAUCAGUCCUCACUGCUUCGGCUCCGGGAGAAGGCUCUGAAAGAGAAGACCAAGGCUGAAUUAGCUUGGCUGGAGCACCAGAAGAAGCAUUUACGAGACAAGGGAGAGGAUGAUAAGAUGCCUCCAAUUCGAAAGAGGCAGCGUGGUCUGCUCCUGAAAUUACAGCAGGAAAAGGCAGAAAUCAAGCGUCUUCAAGAGGCUAACAAGGCUGCUCGGAAGGAGAGACAGCUGAUCCUUAAGCAGCAGGAAGACAUAAAAAGGAUCCGGCAGACUACAAUGAAACUGCAGGAAAAGCUGAAGUCUGCAGGAGAAAACAAGCUGGAAUUUCCCAGCGAGGAUGACAUCAAGCAGAGCAAUGCUUCUAGCCCGCUUCCAACUGAUGGAGAAACACGCAGCCCUUCUCCAAUCUCAAUCUCCAGCAGUGAGACUAGCAGCAUUAUGCAGAAACUCAAGAAAAUGCGCAGCAGAAUGGAUGAAAAACACUGCUCUCCUGUACACUACUUCUUCUCUGUCUUUACGUCUCACCACUGGGCUUCUCUCAGUGUCUGUUUUCCCAACCUACACCCCAAAUUCCAGCUGUAUAUCUACAACCAAUUGGUCAGGUUCCUAACUAAGCGAGAACAGAAGCUGAUGCAGCGUCGACAGCACGCUGAAGAGCUGUUGGAGUGGAAGCGCCGCCUGGAUGCAGAGGAGGCAGAAGUACGGCGCAUAGAAAAGCAGGCCCUAGCUGCCUGGGACAAAGAGCUGCUCAAAACCAAAACAGCCAAGAAAGACAAAGACCUGGGAGAUCAGAAAGCUGAGCCCAAAGAAACAGCUAGUGAAGAAGAGUCUGCAGUGCCUUCUUUCUCUCAUCUGAGUGGUGAAAGCUCUAUCCCAGAAGAUCUUGGCAGUCCACCUACUGAGUCUACCCUACCAAAGACUAUGGGCCAUGCACAGCCAGAAAGCCCAGAUCAGAGUACAGCUAAUGAAGAAAUGGCUUAUUCUGAAGAGUCCAAGUCCUCUACCCCACCUUGCAAACUUCCUCCUUCCAAAAGCAGCAUAUCUGUAUCAAAGCAAGAUUCCAGCAAAGGCAGCCAUAGAACUGGAGGACAGCUGCGUUCACUGGUGAAGUCUCAUCAGAUAUCUCACAACUGGUCUGAUGAAUCUUUAUCUGUGACACAGUCAGAAACCACAUCUGACCAAAGUGACAUCGAGGGACGGAUUAGGGCCCUGAAGGAUGAACUACGAAAAAGGAAGUCUGUGGCUUACCAACUGAAAAAGGAACAGAAAAAAAGGCACAAGGAGAGACUGAAGGCCCAGGAAGCCAGUCUGAUCAAACAACUGGAGUCGUAUGAUGAGUUUAUCAAGAAGACUGAAGCAGAGCUGAGCCAAGAUCUGGAGGCAUCACCAAUAGCCAAACCUCAAAUUAAAACUCCAUCUUCAGCUGCUGCUGAAAAACCCAAGAUCAUGAAGGCACCACCACUCCAUAGGCCUGAGACAGCUAAAAACUGGAAGCCUCUGGCUGAAUCGGAGCGAUCCAGAGCAUCUUUGGAAUCCAUUUCAGAGGAUGGAGAUGCUGUGUCAUCAAGAGCUGAGAAAUCUGUGCACACCAAGAAGGAGGCUGUGACAGAUGUUCAUGCAGAGGAACCUUCUGGAACAUCUUCUUCUGAUUUAAUGUCACCGAGGAGUUCCAGAGCUGAUUCCUUGGAUAAUGAACCCUCAUCAUAUCUUCUCAAGGACAUGAAAGACAUUAGCAGGCUAUCCCACAAGUCAGUGAACAAUGUGGAAAAAGCAUCCAGUGAUGAGGCUGCCUUCAGUCGUAAAUCUGAGGAAGACUUGGAAUACAUAAAGUCUGAGGAAUAUGAGAUUGAAGGGUCUCAUGUUAAGCCUUUGGAGAGUUCUGAUGUCUUGUUGACAUUAGAGAAAGAACAAGAGAGCUCACUGGACAUUCUUCCAAAGAAAAUCCUCCAUUCUGAAUAUGACCUCUCCUCUCAGAAGGAGAUCUUGAGUUUGGCUGUGGAAAGUCUUCACAAUACAAAAGAAACCUUACAACAGAGUGACACGCAUCAAGAUGCUGUAACUGUCCCAAGUGUAGAGGAGUCCUCUCACAAACUGAACGAGUCAGUGGAGGAAAAAGGUCAUCUGGAACAACUCUUGACUCAGAAGGAGCCAUCAUACCUUGAAGACUUUGAAAGAUCCUCUUCCGGAAAACAAGCAUCAGUUGAAGAAACCAUUCCUGAUUACAAGGAUGACUUUGAAUCGCCUCCCCUCUCCUCUAAUGGGGAUACUCAGUCGCUGGCAGAGCAGUCUCUGCACACACAGAACAGCAGAAGCAGAUCCCCCAGCCUUGCCAGCGAUGACGAAAUCAGUGAAUACCUCAGCGACAGGUCUCUCUCUCUGUCUGGCAGCCUGCAGUCAGAGAGGUUAUUAGAACUGAAGUCGCCAACAGAACUUAUCAAAAACACUGAACGCAGCAACGUGGAGCAAGAUCAGGCCCCCCCAGAGUCACCACUAUGGGCCCCUGUUUCGAUCACAGAAGCAGCAGAUAGUUUGCCAGAUUUCAACAUUGGUGAUAGAGUACUCGUGAGUGAAGUCCAACCUGGAACAUUGAGAUUCAAAGGUCUGACUAAAUUUGCCAAAGGGUUUUGGGCUGGUGUGGAGUUGGAUAAACCUGAAGGGAACAACAAUGGAACUUACGACGGAAUUAAGUAUUUUGACUGCAAAGAAAAGCAUGGCAUUUUUGCUCCUCCUCAAAAGAUUUCUCACAUUACAGAAAGUAUUGAUAACUAUUUGGACACAAAUAAGGAUGAAGACUUGUUUUUCGAUGACAGGCUGGAGGAGCAACAUGAAGUUGAGCAGAAAGACAGAGAGAGUUCCAAACCUGGCAAAGAGGAUGAAGGCCAGAGCAGAGGUGCAACAGAGAGCUACUCCCAGAAUAAAGCUCCUGUUGACACAGCUGUUUCAGAAGCCUCAUCUGAGGAAGGAAUUGAUAAGGAAUUGUCUAAUUUUAAAGAGAGCAGCAUCAAGGUUUCUCUGUCUGCUGAAUCACUUGCCCAGGAACAAUCAGUAGUGGAUUAUCUGAAGCAUGCUGUAAAAGAGGAGACCAGCAUUGCUCCUCUGCUUUCUGAUGCUGUGGAUGAGACUACCAUUCAGUUGGAUGAUAUUGCAGAUAUCCUUUCUGAAAAACUGGAGAGACAGAAGACACUGGGGGAAGAAUGUGAGGAAAAGUUAGAUGACCUCUCCCCUGAUGUUGCAGAGAAGUCUGAAACCCCACUUCUGGAUUUGCUGACAAAAGAAAAGAACCAAUUAGAAGCCCAGCUUAGACUACCACUUCAAGAAGAAGAAAAGUCAAAAGAUCAACUGGAAAAGGUCAGUUUGCUGACAGAUUGUCUGCUUAGAGAUUUUCUGAAAGACACAGUCAAUCAUUUGCAACAAAUAAAGAAGAUCAAGAAUGAGAAAAUCCAGCUCAGCAACCAGGAGCACUGUGAUGUGAAGGAGGAAUGCAGCGCCCCACCCCAGCAGCUAGAAGAGCAAAUUCCCAAUGGGCUGAGCAACCUUUUCCUAAGUUCUGAUUUGGAUGAUGAAAGAGAAGAACUUUCCUCUCCAGACAUGUGUCCCAGACCAGAGAGUCCAGUGUUUGGUGCCAGUGGUCAGGAAGAGCUAGCCAAGAGACUGGCGGAGCUGGAGCUGAAUCAGGAGUUCCUGAGUGUGCUGGGAGAUGAUCAAGACUGGUUUGAUGAGGACUAUGGCCUGAGUUCCCAUAAGGACCAGCAGAAGCAGGCUGAGGAACCAGCAGUGCCGCCCAAGGGAGAACCACAGAAAGAGCCAACAAAGCUGUGUGAGGAGCCAUUGGCAGUCCCUCAUACUGCAGUAGAGGUGGAAGGUAUGGUGCACGAAGUAGCUGAGGAACUCUGGAAACUGAAAGAGCUGGGUCAUGAUUUUCAAAGUUUCAGCCUUCAUACAGAUUUUGACAGUGCCCUCCAAGAGCAGGACAUGGACACGAUAAACAAGCAGGUUUAUAAAAAGAUGGUAUUUGAUUUAACAAGAGAGAUCUUCGGGGAAAUCUUUGCUGAGGAUCCUAAUCUAAAUAAGCCAAUCUGGAUGAAACCGUGUAGGAUCUCAUCUGCAUACUUUCGCCGAGUAAAAGAUCCAAACAAUCUGGAUGAAGUCAAGAGCUUCAUUUCUGCUGAAGUACUGAAGCUGUUCAACCUGAGGAAGGAGCCGAAUCAGAAAACAGACUGGCAGAAGAUGAUGAAAUUUGGGCGUAAGAAACGAGACCGAGUGGAUCAAAUACUGGUGCAAGAACUUCACGAGGAAGAAGCACAGUGGGUCAACUACGACGAGGAUGAGCUGUGUGUAAAGAUGCAGCUGGCAGAUGGGAUCUUCGAGGCCUUAAUCCGAGACACCAUUGAUGUGCUCAACCAGAUCUAUGAGAAACGCCAGGCUGCUGCUCGUCUGACCGCGCGGCCAGUGAGCUCACAGCCGUGGAACCGCCAGCUCAUAAGCCUUUAACUCCUGACCUGCUCUCCGCCCUGAUGGACUUCCACUGUGGGGUUUCAAGGCAAUUCAGAUGCGAUGAAAGGAGCCUGGAUUUGCAUCUGCUCCCACUGGAUUUAUUGUUUGAAACGAGCUGAUCCCUCACUUGAGGCUAUGUUGUGGAGAGCUCAAAACUGUUGGUGUGCCAACGCAGUUAUGCUACAUAACUGUCAGCAGUUGUCUCAGGCUGUGGCAUGCUCAGUUUGUUCUCUGUAAGGGUUGGGUGAAGCUGCUGGGGUAUUGGCUGUUUUGCUGGAAUGGUUGUCAGCCAUCAGUACCCAACUUCAGAGAUGUGAGUAAUUUGGAGAAGAAAUGGUUUGCUCAGCUUUUAGCCAUAAAUGGACACUUACUGUACUGAACUGUGUUAUAAUCCUAACAACCUCUUCUCCUGCAGCCCUAACAAUGUGCAUCAGUUUCUUCCGCUCCAGAGCCCAUUUAAUUCUUGUCUCUGUGAAGCUGGUUUUCAUCUUUCUUCUCCAAUGUGGUGCCAGGUAUGGUGCCAGCAAGUCCAGGGGAUGUAGAUGAUGUUGGUUUCUACAUUCAAGUCAAAAAUUCUUGCUGCUUUUCCUAUGUAGUUUGCUUCAGUCCUGAGGUGGAGCAAUAGAAAAGGCCACCUAAUGUCAAGCAUGAAAGAUGAGCCUGUGGACGACUUUCCUCCUACUGUGUAGCACUUCUUCUCUUCCUGGAGCACCAGCUGCUCCCAGAUAAUGGAUACUCAGGAUUUUCUCAGGCACAAGACAUGCAGGAGUGAAAAACAUCUCCUCACAAGAAUUUGGCCUUCGAUCCCUCAGCUGCCUCCUUUAUUGUCACCUAAUAAAUGGGAGGAGCUGUUACUUGAACAAUGUAGAGAACAGAAUGUAUUCACCAAAGAAAGGGGUGUCCAGCGUGCAACUGUCUGCAUGUUUUGUGCUUGUGGGGUUUUUAAUUUAUUUUCAGAUAAUUUAUUAAGUGGGUUAUGGGAGAGUGUCCUGUGCAGGUGGCUGCACUGUCUCACGUUUUGAGACAAAGUCAAGAAAGCAUCAUUUCUGGAAACUUCCAGAGCCCUGCGUUCUUCCCACAAAACCUCCCAGUUCUGGAGGCAGAUGCAGGGAAGGAGAAGGCAAGAAGAACCAAACCUCAGUGAGCAGGGGUACAAAGCAGAGGCAGGACUAGGAAUGGAGCUUCACCACACCUGGUUCAGAGGCAACGGAGAGUUGAGGGGCCUGAGCUGAAAAUGAUGAGAAACUUCCUUGCUCCAGAAAUUUUAGGCCAUGCACAGCUGAUAAGUGGUUGGCUUGGUGCUGGGUUCAACAGCAGUGUCCUUCUGCUGAGUGCUCAUUCCUAACCUGUCCCUCCCAUUCUUGUGGCUUUUUUGGAGGAACACAUACCAUCUGAGGUUGAAUGGUUGAUGCCUUAAUAGUGGAUGUCCCUGAUUGCUGACCUGGGACAAGACCCAGAGGAGAGUCAGAUUCUUCAGACAUGCUAGAGUGCAGGAGGACACUUUGAAGCCCUCAGAGGUGCUCCCAAGAUGCUGCAGCCCACAACAGGCGCAGAGGGGAGAUCUCUACCAUCUUGUUCAUCUGCUUGGUUCUUGGGCUUCUUGCUAUGCAUGCCUCUGCUACUGCUCCAUUUUAUUUGCUCUUUUCCACCUUUUUUUUAUUAUUAUUUUUGAACUAUCAUUGGAAUAUUUGCAUUUUGCACAAUGACACACAGCUGGUAAUUCUUCAGGGACAGCACUGGGAAAUGUUGGAUUUGUCAGAGGUCCAUGCAGGUUCUCAGAUGUAGUAUUGCCAGCACCUCACUUGUGAGUGAAUGGUGAGCCAUAUUUGUGGGAGCUUAACGAGUGGAAGAGUAAGGAGGAGAUAAUGCUCUAUAGGAACACCUCCAAUGGUCACAUGCAUGUCUGUCCUGCAGUAGUGGCUGUUCUGGCUGGAAGUCAAAUGGACCAUGGUGGAGCAUUGGUCAGCUUUUUUGCCCAAGUGUUCAUUUGUCCAUGUAAAAUGUCAUGAUGCUGAACCAGGAAACGCUUGAAUACUAAAGACAAAAGCAUACUAAAGCUGCUACAUUUAACCAGUCUGAUGUCACUGGUUGGGUCACCACUUCAGAAUCCCUUUCCUGGGUGUAUGUUUCUCAACAGCAAAGACUGCUAUUUUUGUAGGUAGCAAUGACAGAAAGAAGACAUGAAACCUGCAGCGUAGGUUUGGGGCUGGAGUAUCAGAGAAACAAAGUUACUUCCUGUUCUGUAGGUACCAUUGCCAGUGCUCAGAAGGUUGUCCUGCAUCCUUGAUCGCUUCAUCCCGAGGCUUUGUGGCUGUUCUGCAGGGCUGGCAUGGCUUCUCUGGUCUGUCCUUCAGGAGACAGAAGCUUGUAUAGUUAACCUGCCGUGGUACCGGGGACCACUGGAGAUCUUGUGCCUGUUUUCUUGCCAGCUUGGACAGCACCAGCCAAGUACCCCAACAGAAGUAGUAACUAUUCUUACAGCUGUUUGGGCAGAGAGAAGCUGUGUCUGAGUGAUGGCUUUAUUCCUUUGCAAACAUCAUUGUUUGAUUUGGUAGCAAUCCUUGCUAGGAGCAACUCUAAAAAGACUUGAACGUACAUGAAUUACCUUCUCAAUACCUCAAGUGUGUUGAGUUGCUUUGAGUUGAGUGUUAUCCUCAAAAGCUCGAGUGUGUUGAGUACUUGUGGGCUGGUGAUUACUGAGAUGAAGCAAUGGUCUGUGUGGGGAAGCCUGGAGUGUCACAAGCAGAGGCUGAAUUCUCUGCUUGUCUCCUAUCCCCAACCUUCCCAUUCUAAGAACAAGAUGAUGUAUCUUGGUGCAGCCAUGCUAGAAGAUUCUGAGACCCAUAAGCUGUUUGCGACAGCAGCUGCCACCGCUGGGAGGGGAGGUGCAGUUCCCUCUUCAGAAGGAUCUCAGUGCCAGGUGGGGAAGCCCAGACUUGUGAGGACAAGGAACGCCAAGUACCUCUCUUACAGCAGGAUGCUCCGCCAGCCGAGCUGUGGCAUAUCAGUACUUCUGCCUUUCAGAAGAGGCUUGUUGCUCACAAGGUGGAGUGAGGGGUUGAAAAAUCCCAUCUUGUUCACUUUCCUUUCUCGAAAAAAGUGGCCUUAGCUUUUUGCAAUACUUGAAUAAGUGUGUACCUGCAGAAGAUCUUCAGUAGCACAGUGAUCAGAGACCUUCUAAGUGACUAUUCCACACGGGACUGCCUGCAGUUCCACCUUUCAUAUCCCUUUGCUACCUUAAGAAUAUUAGGAAAACACAAGUACUUUUCAGCAGAGAAACGGAUGGAUCUUACCAAGCAUUUAGUGCAUCUGAAGUGUUUACAAAUCAACUAAAAUGGGGGAAAGCAAACUCUUUGAACCUGUUUGUAAUGUUAAAAAUGUUAAAUGCAAAAUUCUAUACAGAUGAAAGAGGAAUACUGUAAUUAACCUGCAUUUACUAGUUUGGGGUUGGGGUUUUUUUUUCCCUUUCUUUUCCCUGACUUUGCAGAGCCUUUUGAUACACACUUGCAAAGCCGCCUUUUGGGAGGCUCUGUCUCCCCCCUUGUACUGUGUUGUGGAGAUGCUGAAAGGAAAACCUGUUUACUGUAUGUGUAUAAAUAACCUGGUAACUUGGGUUUUGGGCCAGUUUCAGCUCAUGUUCACAUCCAGAGCAGCUUUGCACAGCAGACAGACCCAAGGAUGUGGAGGCUUUGGGUUGUUUUAUUGUUGUUUUGGGGUUGUUGGGG